This is a messenger RNA of Hylaeus anthracinus, 1393 nucleotides long. Its product is annotated as fork head domain transcription factor slp1-like. Gene Ontology annotation, molecular function: sequence-specific double-stranded DNA binding; DNA-binding transcription factor activity. Gene Ontology annotation, cellular component: nucleus. Gene Ontology annotation, biological process: regulation of transcription by RNA polymerase II. The record is from RefSeq and is a predicted model, not a curated record. The coding region runs from base 84 to 1361 and encodes 425 amino acids. Lineage: Eukaryota; Metazoa; Arthropoda; Insecta; Hymenoptera; Colletidae. The transcript has a single exon.
AUAACGUGUACCGUCGUUUAUUGUGCCGUGCUGCCGAGAGCGAGCUCGUUCCGCGAGAUCCCGAGUGCGACGAGUCGGAUAGUAUGGUGAACAUGGAAGGUUCCGGGGAGCAGCACACGGUUACGGCCUCGCCGCCGCCUCGAGCUGUUCUCAAGAGCAACUUCAGCAUCCGGAACAUCGUGCCGGAAGCGUGCGCGGGAACGCCCGCGCCGGAGGACAGGCGAUCCGCGUCACCGGACAUCGGUCACGUAGACGACAGCGAGGACUCCAGCGAUCUCGACGUGACCGGAGACGGCGGGAACGAGACGCCGCCGUUGGACUGCACGACGAACGCCGCCGUCGGCGUCGCCGGCGACCACAAGGACGCGAAGGACCGCCAGGACGAGAAGAAAAAGUGCGAGAAACCGCCGUACAGUUACAACGCGCUCAUCAUGAUGGCCAUAAGACAGAGCCCGGAGAAGAGGCUGACGUUGAACGGGAUCUACGAGUACAUAAUGCGUCACUUUCCCUACUACGAGAACAACAAGCAAGGCUGGCAGAACUCCAUCAGGCACAACCUAUCGUUGAACAAGUGUUUCGUCAAAGUUCCUCGCCACUACGACGACCCGGGCAAGGGAAACUACUGGAUGCUCGAUCCCAGCUCCGAGGACGUGUUCAUCGGCGGCACCACCGGAAAGUUGCGCAGAAGAACCACCGCUGCAUCCAGGUCGCGACUCGCCGCCUUCAAGAGAAGCGUCGUCCUCGGAGGAUUGUAUCCCACGGCCUACGGUCCGCCCGGAUGGCCAGCCUCGCUUUACACGCUUCCCUAUCUGCAUCGCGCCGCCGGUUACACGACGGCCACCGGAGCUUACUCGGCUCCGGCUGGUUACCCGGCCAGCUUGCUACCCGGCGCGGUCACCUCUUCGCCGGCCAGUCUGCCCUGCAAGCCUCAACCGCUCCCGGCGUCCGCGGCGCCUCCGGCACACGGACCCUUCUCCAUGGAGAGGCUGCUGCAACCUCCGACUUCCGGCGGUUACCCUACGACCAUCACCGCAUCCGGGAUUCCCGUCUCCGGCAACCCUUACGACUUUUACUCCACCCUGAGAUCUCUGGCGGCGCACCAGCAGCAUCAAAACUCUGCCACGAUGUUCGGACACGGUCAGCAACAACCUGGCAGGUAUCACGCGAGUCAGGCUCCGCUUCUGGGCCAGAUGACGUCGGCGACCGCGUCGCCUGGCAGCAGUCCCGAACCGAUGUCUCCUCGCUCGCCGCCGGCUUCGAUCUGCAAUACCGGCGUCGUUCAACAGCCGAGGUCUCUUCCUCGCAAUCCACCGCAGUUGCUGCUGAAACCCAUCACCGUGCUCACCGGCAGACAGAGCUAGAGUCCAACGAGAUUCCACUCGUGCAGAACGUC